Molecule: messenger RNA, 6680 nt
Organism: Triplophysa rosa
Lineage: Eukaryota; Metazoa; Chordata; Actinopteri; Cypriniformes; Nemacheilidae
Gene: plxnb2b
Product: plexin b2b
Exons: 41
Coding region: 860-6457 (1865 amino acids)
Biological process (GO): regulation of cell migration; positive regulation of axonogenesis; regulation of cell shape
Cellular component (GO): semaphorin receptor complex
Molecular function (GO): semaphorin receptor activity; protein binding
Source: RefSeq, a predicted model, not a curated record
GAGGAGACUGACACACGCACACACACCGGGCUCGUUCCUCCGUUCAGCUCUCCGCGACCGGCGGGCACGAGGAGGCGAGCGCGAUCGGACCUCCCGGGUGUGCGCGCGAGUGUGUGCGUUCGCGUGCGUUUCUUUCUCACCUGGAUAUAUCACGUGAUCAGGCACCUGGGCGUGGAUCUGGCGUGCGAUCUGUUAUUUUGUAGCGGGAAUCCCGGAACCGCAGCUCCGCGGCGCAGCUGAAAUGUGAACUUUCCGCGCACCGACACCGGGAAUAUAUCUGACAGAUUUCUAAAGGCAGUCCGAGAGCCAAGUGAGAAGACGAAGGCGAAUUUGGCGAGAAAGAAAGAGCCAAAAGAUGUUUCUUGUAGAUGUCGGAGGAGAGGAAUCCUGAGAGGAACCAGAUUCAGCUGGAGGAGCCCAUCGUAGUCCGAUGGCGUGCAGCAGAAAGAAUCCACUUCUUGACACGGUCUCUUUCUCUGCCUCAUUACCGGACGGCUGGGGGCUCUCGCAGGAAUCCGGGCAGGUUUUCAGGGCCACAACACGCGCUCACAAACAGACACACAUCAGUGAGUUGAUGCAAGAUGUGUUGAAGGUCCAGCAACGGCUCGCAGACAGAUGUGAUGGAGCUUUGGUCUCAUGCAUCUCAGACCUCUUCUGGUUUCAUCGUGGGAACCGUCACUUCCAGCACCUGUUCCUCUGAAUAGUAAAAAGAAGGGAGAACAGGACCACAUUUCAUACUGGACGAAGCCAACGUCACCAUCCAUCGGGAACUAGCUGUCAGGCCACGCCUUCUGUCCCGUUGUGUAUUGAUGUGUCAAGUUGCUACAACCCAUUAAAGCGCAGUACACAGCCGACAGAAAUGGCGGGCUGGUUGGCGGUGGUCUUACUUGUGCUGCAUGUGGUGCCGGUUUACUCAGAGGAGACCAUAUUGGAGUUUUCCACACACACGCCCAUCAAUAACGUGGUACAGGACCCCAACACCGGACGUGUCUACCUGGGGGCGGUCAAUGCCAUUUACCAACUGGACUCUUCACUAAACCUGGAGGCCAGAACUGAAACGGGUCCCAAAAAGGACGCAAAGGGUUGCACGCCUCCAGUAUCUACCUGCCAGGACCUGAUAGACACAAACAACACUAAUAAACUCAUACUGGUUAAUUCUGCCAACGGGUCGUUGAUCGUUUGCGGGAGUUUGUACCGAGGAAUCUGUUCUCUGCUCAACCUCACCAAUGUCAAAGAACAGAUAUACUACAGCGACAGCAAAGGCGAGCGGACCUACGCCGCCAGCACCGAGGACCACGUCUCCGUGGUGGGCGUCAUGGCCACGCUCGUAGUAGAAAAUAUACAGUUUAACGUGUUUUUGGUUGGGAAGGGCUACGGAAGCAUGGACAGCUCUAAACUCAUCAGCACCAGAAUCGUGCAGAACUAUCGCGACUGGGUCGUGUUCGAAAGCAUCAUCGAGUCGUCCAUGGUCCAGGCAGUGCCCUUCGCGGCCAAGUACAUGCACGAUUUUCGCUUCGCGUUUAAGAGCGACGCAUUCGUGUACUUUAUCUUCUCACGCACCCUCGGAGGAGCGGAUAAUAAAAACUUCACGUUCAUUUCUCGCCUCUGUGAGAAUGACAUACACUAUUAUUCCUACACGGAACUUCAGCUCAGCUGCGGUCAAAAUAAUCGCUACAAUAAAGUCCAGGCCGCGUACGUUACCGAGCCGGGGAAAGAGCUGGCACAUCACAUGUCCGACUCUGGAGAGUACGGAAAUGUGCUGGCUUGGGAUAAAGUCCUGUUUGUUGUGGCCAGUUCGGAGGAUGGGGGCUCUGUGAAUUCACCCACGGUAGAGUCUGCUCUGUGUAUGUACCCCCUUAAAAAAAUUAACCAGAAACUGGUGGAAAUGGUCAGAGCUUGUUACAUGGACUACGGCAAGAUUGAUGGCAAGUUAGUGGUUGAGAGCCCUUACAUGUCCAGCAAAGCCGAACUGUGUGUCAAACAUGAUAAAAACAUUGUUGAUAAAUUCACUUGUGGAGCCGAUUUCCUUCCAUCUCCAUUGGCCAGUCGGCAGGAGUUCGCUUUGAGGGCCAAUCCAUUCUUCACCAGACCGAAUCUGCUGACGGCGGUGGCUGUGGCCGAAGAGAACGAUCACACCAUUGCGUUUCUGGGCCACAACCCAGGAGAAGUGAUCAAGGUACAUUUGUCAGGCCAACCGGAGGCGUACAACCCUGGUCCGGGCUACAAAACCGGCGGCAACAUAAAUAAGAACCUUUUCUUUGACAAAGACCAGACGCACUUGUACAUCACCACAGAGAAAAAGAUCACGAAGGUGCCCGUUCAGACCUGCCAUCUGAAAACUGACUGCCAGUCGUGUGUGGCACAGAGAGAUCCGUACUGCGGCUGGUGUGUCCUGGAAGGAAGAUGCACCCGGAGAUCGGAGUGCGGCCGCGCGGAGGAAAAGAACGGCUGGCUGUGGAGUCCAAACCAACAGUGUGUGAAAAUCGUCUCCUUCCACCCGCCAAAUCUCAGCUGCUUGAAGUCCCAGCAGGUGGAGAUCAUCAUCCGACUGCUGCCCAUCCUUCGAGAUUCCGACCGUAUCAAAUGCGCUUUCGGCUCUCAUAAUAGCAUCGGCAGGAUGGUGGACGGCAGGGUCAGUUGCCGCCUACCUGAGCCGCAUCUUAUACCAACCACACCUGAGCACCAAGAUUUUGUUGCUGUCCCCGUCAAGAUCUUCGUAAACGGCAGCGUGCAGGUGGCGUCCAGCGAGUACAAGUUCUACAACUGCGCAGCGGCUGUUCGUAAAGCAGAAAAUACACCGUGCAUGUCCUGUGUGAGCAGCUCUUGGGGGUGUCAGUGGAACGUCGCGGCCCACACCUGCACCGAUCUGAAUGAUGCGGAGACCGGAGCCAAUAUCAUCAAACCCAAACAGGUGAAGAGCUGUCCACGUUUCGAGAACCCAGAUCCCGUUCUUAUCCCGGUGGGAUAUAAAACACGGAUCAGUUUUGAGGGCAUCAAUUUGGAUCCGUACAAGGGCCGUGAUUUUGUCAUCGGAACAGAGCUGGUGAAGUUAGAGGAAGAUGUGAAGACAGAACCGGGACCCUUCUAUUCCUUCAGUGGAUUUGAGUUUUCCUUCGACAAAGCUCACGAGACCAACAUUCUGUUCCACGUGAGGGAGAAAUACACAAGAAAAAAGAUCGACAGCAGUCUUAAUGUGACUCUGUAUAACUGCUCUCUGGGACGUGAGGACUGCAGUCUGUGUAAAAACGCCGAUCCCAAAUACCAGUGUGUGUGGUGUACUCAGACCAGCUCGUGUGUGUACGAACAUCUCUGUGCCUCAAAAGAACCCGAGCAGUGUCCCGACCCGCAGAUCACUGACGUCACGCCAAAAUUCGGGCCCUUGAAAGGGGGAAUAAAGGUGACUAUUAAGGGCUCGAACCUGGGAAUUCAGAAAGAGGACAUUAAAAACAUUACGGUGGCCGGAGUGCGGUGCAAACAUCUCGGAGAACGUUACUCUGUAUCGACGAGUGUGGUUUGUGAGACCGGCCCGUCCAGUCUUUACAGAAGUGGAGAGGUCGAGAUCGACAUCGGUGGGGGGAAAAGAGGCGUGUCCACAAAAGCCGUCCGCUUCACCUACAGGGACCCUGUACCAAAGUUUGUGUCUCCUCUUCGGGCUCCGAGAGCUGGAGGCACCACGCUUACCAUUACCGGUGAUGGCCUGAACACAGGUUCUAGGGAAGAGCUUCAUAUCACCGUGGGCGGCGUGCCCUGUGUAGUUCAGAGUUUUGGAGAUGUCAUCACGUGUAAGUUGGGCGAGUACAAAGGAGACACGGUUCCGUCUCCUUCUCUCGCCGUCGUAGUUCAAUACGGCAAAAACGCCAACAUCGAAGUGCCUCAGAAGGUCCGGUUCACCAACAACCCCUCAGUGUCCGACCAUCAACCCAGGAGCAGCUUCCUCUGUGGUGGCCGAAAAAUCAUAGUGGUCGGUUCUGGAUUUGAACUGGUCCAGAAGGCCACCAUCAAGGUGGUGGUGUCCGGCGGUGAAUGGUCCAACCACACAACGGCAAUGGAGUUUGUGGAGGAGUCCACAUUUAAAAACGACACGGUGAUCGUGUUCAUGUCACCCGCGGUCAACGAGACCUACUACUCCUCCACAACGUCCGUUUAUCUAGAUAACUACCAGAAAACCUUGACGCCGUUUGAGUACCACCCCGACCCGGACUUUGAUGAACUCAGUAAGACUGUCAUCACAGAGAACAGCAUGAUCAUCAUCACUGGUCAUGGCUUUUCCAAAGCGAUGACGGCGAAGGAGGCGCAGGCGUUUGUGGGAGACGUUCAGUGUAACGUGAACACUCUACAGGAUGAUAAAUUGUUCCUGGAUCCGCCUUCGACCGCACCCAGCGCUCGAUCCAAGAGACAGAAACGAGACACGAGCGCCGACAUGCUGGACCUGGUGGUUAAAUUUGGGAACGGCGAAUGGCUGGUAGGCAAAGUUCAGUACGAGAGGAAGUACAUUCUCCAGCUGCCCAUCAUCAUCCCUGCCGUGGUGGUCCCCAUGUUGCUGAUCAUUGCCAUCUCAGUCGUCUGCUACAGGAGGAAGAGUCAGCAAGCGGAGAGAGAAUAUGAAAAGGUGAAACAUCAGCUGGAAAAUUUGGAGGAGAGCGUUCGUGACCGCUGCAAAAAAGAGUUCACAGAUCUGAUGAUCGAAAUGGAAGACCACACGAACGACAUAAGCGAAGGUCGGAUCCCGUUCCUGGACUACAAGACGUACACGGACCGCGUCUUCUUCCUGCCCUCUAAAGAUGGAGCCAACGACGUCAUGAUCACCGGCAAACUGGACAUCCCAGAAUCCCGCAGGGCAACUGUCACCCAAGCGCUGAACCAGUUCUCCAACCUCCUGAACAGCAAAACGUUUCUCAUCAAUUUCAUCAGAACGCUCGAGAGCCGCCCGGAUUUUAACGCCCGGGCCAAAGUCUAUUUCGCAUCUCUGCUCACAGUCGCACUUCACGGUAAACUGGAGUAUUACACAGAUAUUAUGAGGACGCUUCUGCUGAGACUCAUGGAAGAUUACGUACAGAGCAAAAACCCAAAACUGCUUCUCCGCAGGUCUGAAACAGUGGUGGAAAGGAUGCUGAGUAACUGGAUGUCAAUCUGUCUCUAUCAAUACCUGAAGGACGCUGCCGGAGAGCCGCUGUACAAACUCUUCAGGGCAAUAAAACAUCAGAUCGAGAAAGGGCCCGUGGACUCGCAGUUCAAGAAGGCCAAAUACACGCUGAAUGACACGGGCCUGCUCGGAGAUGACGUGGAGUACAGCGUGCUGACGCUGCAGGUGCUGGUUCAUGGGGAGGGGCCUGACAUCACACCGGUUAAAGUGUUGAACUGCGACACCAUCUCGCAGGUGAAGGAAAAAAUCCUUGAACAAGUGUACAAGAAUCUGCCCUACUCACAGAGACCCAAAGUAGACAGCGUUACACUAGAGUGGCGUCCGGGGUCGACGGGACAGAUUUUGUCAGAUCUGGACGUGACGUCACAGAAGGAAGGCAAAUGGAGACGCAUCAACACGCUGGCACAUUAUAACGUACAAGAUAACGCAUCAGUGGUCCUCUCCAGAGUUCAGCACACACAACAGUCAUACGACCAAAAUCACGACAACCAUGAAGAGAGAAAUGCCCUGCUGGAGGACGAUAAAGUUUUCCACCUGGUGCGACCGGCGGACGAGCUGGAUGAGAUGAAAUCUAAGAGAGGCAGUAUAAAGGAUAAAUCCAUGACUAAAGCCAUCACGGAGAUAUAUCUCACACGACUGCUCUCCGUCAAGGGUACGCUGCAGCAGUUCGUGGACGAUUUCUUCAGCAGCGUGCUCUGUUCUGUCGCCGUGGUCCCUCCGGCCGUUAAAUACUUCUUCGACUUCCUGGAUGAGCAGGCCCUUAAACACGAGAACGUGGACGAGGAGACCAUACACAUCUGGAAAACCAACAGUUUGCCUCUGCGUUUCUGGGUGAACAUCCUGAAGAAUCCCCACUUCAUUUUCGACGUGCACGUGAGCGAGGUCGUGGACGCCUCCCUGUCCGUCAUCGCUCAGACCUUCAUGGACGCCUGCACGAAAACCGAGCACAAGCUCAGUCGGGAUUCUCCCAGCAACAAAUUACUCUAUGCAAAGGAGAUCUCCACCUACAAACGGAUGGUAGACGAGUACUAUAAAGGAGUCCGAGAGAUGGUGCCGGUCAGCGACCAGGAGAUGAACACGCAUCUGGCUGAAGUGUCACGGGCACACACAGAUAAACUGAACACACAGGCUGCACUUCACCAGCUCUAUCGAUAUGCAAGUAAAUACUACGAUGGGAUCAUCAUGUCUCUGAACGAGGAUCCUGCCGCUCAGAGUAAACAGUUAACUCUAAGACUGCAACAGAUCGCUGCCGCUCUGGAAAACAAAGAGUUUUACUGCAUUGGAAACCCCUCGAGAGGAGUAAAUGUUUGGUGACUUGUCGAAUCAUUCCUCCGGAUGGCUGCCAUUAUGUUUGUUCUUUAUGCAAAAAAAGUUUAGCACAAAUGUUUUUAUGACUGUACCGACCCCAAUUUGUGUUUCAAUGGUGUGUAUGAACAAAUAAUCUGUACACGACCUUUUCUUACUGCUGUGCAGUUAAUACUAUUAUUUUAUGUCUUACUGAAAAUAUAUGCCUUUGUAUUAAACAUGCAAAUCUGUC